This is a messenger RNA of Caenorhabditis briggsae, 1215 nucleotides long. The record is from RefSeq and is a predicted model, not a curated record. Bases 1 to 1215 code for a protein of 404 amino acids. NCBI's taxonomy places the organism in Eukaryota, Metazoa, Nematoda, Chromadorea, Rhabditida, Rhabditidae. The transcript is spliced from 5 exons. Gene Ontology annotation, molecular function: protein binding.
AUGUCAACACCUUCUGAAGAUGUUCCGAAAGAAGGAGAAGAAGAACCAAAAGAAGAAACUAAUGAGUUGGCAUCGGAAUUCAAUUUCUUCGACUUAUUUGAUGGUAUGGAACAUGAAAAUGAUAAGGAUCCCAGUAGAAUUGCCAACAAAAGUGAUAUGAUAUCGUUGAUAAAAUUUAUCGGAGGAUUCGAGAAAUGGAAUGAGUUGAAUGAGGAUUGUCGAAUGGCCGUGGUGAAGUUCUUAGAGUACAAGGAUAGAUGCAAACUUGGAAUUUGUUCCAAAAGAGACUAUGAAACUGUGAAAUCCACUCCAUUGGAUGUGUACAAAAUCUCAAUCUACGAUAAUGAGAAGUAUCAUUAUUCGUUCCGCGAGGAAGAUUUUGACAACGUGGUAGUUGAAGUGCAACUUCAUCACGACUUUAAUUCUGGUAAACGAUUUGAAUUGAUUUUUUCACAACUCGGAGAAGACACUCAAAUCCAAUGGUAUCAGUAUAUUCCCAAGCAACGUCCAAAAAAUAGAAGCCUAGUUUUGAAAUCCUGUAAUUACUAUGAAGAAGCUGUGAAAUUUGCUGAGAAAUGGAUGAAAAAGUGUAAUUUCGAAUUGAAGGAUAUCAAAAUCGAAAUGAAGAACUAUCCGAUGGAUAAAAGUAAAAUUAAGAGUCUUCGAAAUAAAGUUCCAAAUCAGCUGAAAGAUGUUGAACUGGUUGCACUGGAUGCUGAUCGCGAAGUCUUCACUAUCCCAUCAGAUCUUCUGAACGCUCCACAGAUAAUGCAAACUUCUGACUUCUACUUCUGGUGUCGUGCUGAAUUCUCAGAUGAGCAAUUGUUGAACUUGAAAGCCAGUAGUUUAAGCUUCGAUUGUGUGAAUAUCACCGAUGGAGGAAUCAACGAGUACAUCAAAAGAUGGAUCAACGGAAAAGGAGUACCGAAAUUCAAGAGAGCUCUUUUGUGGGGCAAUAAAGCUCGAGACUAUGCAGAAUUGACACGUGGAUUGGAAUAUAGACAAUGGGAUGCUGCAUUUGAAGAGGAAGCAGCAGGAUUCUGUGGCGAUUUCGAGCGAGUUUGUGGUCGUGGAAAUUGUGUACAAAUCUACAGUAAAAUCGAUCCAUAUGAAAGUCUAACCUUGAAUGUCUCAAGUGACUGCGUGGCAAUUUACUGGACCGGACACAAACAUGAAUAUAAUGGAAGAACGUAUUCUGAUUAUUCGAUCCCUUGA